This is a messenger RNA of Branchiostoma belcheri (Belcher's lancelet), 6664 nucleotides long. RefSeq lists its product as uncharacterized. Gene Ontology annotation, biological process: autophagy. Lineage: Eukaryota; Metazoa; Chordata; Leptocardii; Amphioxiformes; Branchiostomatidae. The record is from RefSeq and is a predicted model, not a curated record. Gene Ontology annotation, molecular function: protein binding. Gene Ontology annotation, cellular component: intracellular membrane-bounded organelle.
UAGGGCUGACCGCAGCCAUAUUGAAUUUAUGUCGUCCAGAGAAGUUGCAGCACGUCUGAGAUCAUCUCUGUCUCUACUUGUGUUUGUAUAACCGGCAUCUGCAAAAUACCAUCGCAAAAAUUACCUUUGGAGACAAAUUUACUAUGAAGCAUCUUUGAAGUAUGCUGCACCAGGCACCAAAUGGCUACAGGAAAAGGACUGAAUUCUCUAUCCAAUGCCAGCUGAACGAUUCCUGUCAGAGCAUAUAAUUUUUUUCCUCGGGAUUUCGCCUGAUCAAGAAGGCAAUUAAGCCUUGAAUUCCAUGGAAAAUAGAUCGUAACUAAAGCACGGCGAGUUGCAAUAUGUCGAAGAGGAGUAGAAAUGCAAUACCAGCCCUUCGCGGGCGGGAAGUCGGCGCUCCAGGGCAGUGUACGCCGGCAGCACUGAGGUUUCUGGCCGAGGACAAAGCUGCUCUGUUUUCCCAGGAUAAUCAGGCUGUGAAGCUCCCAGGAGAUGCCAGAACCACAUUCCUGAUGGCCUUCAGCCAUGAUGGAACACUGAUGGCUUCCAGCCAUGGUGAUCACAACAUCCAUGUGACAGACCUGCGUACGGGAAAGUGUAUCCGCACCCUGGUCGGCCAUUCCCGCACGCCCUGGUGCGUGACCUUUCACCCCUCGUCCAACGAGAUUCUGGCGUCAGGCUGCCUGGAUGGAGAAGUCAGAGUGUGGGACCUACAUGGUGGGAGUGAAAGGUGGACGUCAGAGUCCAACACCGUCAUCGCGUCCCUGACCUUUCACCCCUUGGACCAAGUGUUGGUGAUCGCCACGGGCAACGCUCUCCACUUCUGGGACUGGAGCCAGGACAAACCGUUCGCCUACGUCAAGACAGCGCGGGAGACCGAGAAGAUAAGACUUGUCAAGUUUGAUCCACUUGGUCACCAUUUACUGACAGGGAUUGCCAAUGUGCCAAAUGUUCGGCCCUUUGAUGCAGGAGUAGUGCAGGUGGACAGUUCGGACUCAGAAACAGACAUGCUGCCUGAGCCCGACGACUCGGAGCUGCCCCCUCGCAUGUCCGUCUGGGACCGGCGUUCCCGCGUCCUGCACCGCCUCCACACCAUGGAGCAGGACCUGCGCCGCCGCCUGGAGCUCCUCAGCAGCGCUGCAGCCCGCCUCGACCAGAUGGAGAAUGAGAUGCGCAACAUGAUGGGGUCGUUCCAGGGUCACGAGCAGGGGUUGGUACCCCGCGGGCGAGUUUCUGCACGGACCUUAGCGGACCCGACCUUCAACCGUGCCGACAACGCUGUCAUGACAGCUAGGAGAGGGGGAAGCAGUAACCUGCCUCCUAGUUUACCUGGACCAGCGGGCAGGGCUUCCUCAAGUCUACAUGACCUGGACACUCGGUUAUCCAUCAACCACCAGAGGAUACGCAGAACGCAGGAGUUCAUUGACAGGCUGCGAGCACGGCUAGGGCUUCAGCCGUCAUCCACGCUGAGUAGGUACGAGAACCUACCGUCGGACGAAGUGCCGGGAUUGGGCAACAGGCGUGGCUUGGAGAGUAGUCAAGGCAACCGGCUGAGAUUGACGGCCUCCCCGAGUAUGCAAAGCACCACGAGUAACACCAACGACACUGUCAGCCGGAGAAGCCUGCAGUACCGGUCUAACAUCAGACAGAACAUCGCCAGCCAGUCUACUGCAACUGGUUCUGAACUGACAACCACCGUUAGUGUACACAAUACUGGCAUAAGUAGUAUGAACAGACCUGGGGUUACCUAUGUUUCUAGAGGUUGUGGAAGUAGGAAUUCCUUUGGUCAUGCAAAUUCACAAGACACUACUGUUACAAGCAGUGUGAAUACAACAAGUAAUGGUGGUGUGACAGCACAAGGCACCAGUGUAAGCACUGCUGGAGUGAACCUGCCAGAAACUGGUACAAACAACACAAGCAGUAGUGGUGCCAACAUGCCAGACAACAAUGUUAACGCGGCUGGCACAACUGUUUGGAAUGCACCAGGUUCCAUCGACAGACACAAACCAGGCAAUGUUGCAAACACAUCAGAUGCAAACGCAAUACACAACUCGAUAGGUAGCAAUGCGAGACAACCCUGCAGUGCUAACUCUAACAUCAAGAGUGAGCCAGCUUCCAGAACUGCCACAAGUACAUGUACUGCCAGUGGCGGAACUUUUCCUCCCGGAGAGAACACCUCUCGCAGACAGGCAGCAGAAGGUCUGCUUGACCUUGGAAACCCGUCCCCUGGGAGACCCCAGUCUCAGUCAAGGUCAAACACGCCCCAGACAAAUGGUAUGGCUCAUGAAAGCAAAGACGCCAAGCUUCCCUCCAGCACAAAUACGGGUACGACUCCAAGAAACAACAGCACUCCUGUACAGGCUCCCCAUCAUCUCUGGACACUCAGUUUCAGUACUAGCACAAAUCACUGCCAGGAUAGAAGUUUCCCAGUUCCGCACAGUCGUGUCACAAGUACAGGCACUGCCGCUACAUCUACCACAGAGAGCAAUAGAUCCACUACUACCAGCACCAGCACUUCUAUGGUUUCCUCCUUACUUAGGGGGAACCAGAGAAAUCAGUCCACGUCCUCUGCAGAGUCUGUCUGUUCAGCCAGCGCCUCUGUUUCUAGAAAUGACGGGGGAACAUCCAGAAACACACAAGUCGAUGGAACUGAGUCAGAGGAAGACCUGGAGCCUCCGGCCAAGAGAGCCAGAUCUUCUCUCCAUUCACACAAUUCGUCAACUUCGACAUCAAGCACAACAGUAGAGCUUCCAAGUGUGGGCAGAUCUUCCACCAGUGGUCGAGAAAGUGGGAACCAAGCUGCACAGGAAACAGCUUGUCCGCUGCUGCCACCGAGGGAUGAACUAAGGUCAUCGCCCGCAAACCUGGCUCUCAGUAGAACCUCCAGCGAGUCGAGUGCAGGAGAAGGUGGGAUGCCGACCCUGAGUGAACACUUUACUCCGCCUGCUCAUCCCGAGGCAGUCACACAUGCGGGAACAAACAGGGAAACCAGCACUGCACGGAUCACCCCCACACAAAGCUCAACUGGUCGAAGCAUUCCAGUUCAAAUCACGACGGCUUCCCGCACAGACUACAGCGGCUACGCCAGGAUCGGGUACUUCUCGGCGCGGCCGGUGCGGAGGGGGGCGGUGCGGAGGACCUGGGCGGAGAGCCAGGCGGCAGGGGAUGAGGCGGAGAGUGCGUCAGGACUGGAGAGCCAGCUCAGGUACCAGGCACAUCAGGUCAACACUGCCAGGAGGAGGCUGGACUCUCUACGGCUCAGGAGUCUCAGGGCACUCAGGUCACGGGCUCAGAGGGCCAUGUCUGGAGAGAGUGGUUACGAGUCCCAGUCUGCGGUGACCAGGCCAGUGGUGUGGCAGACCUUCUCCCACCCCGCAGAACCCCAGCCUCCUGUCAGCACAGCCAGGGCAGGCAGCCUGGAACCCACCUCUACUGGCGAUGGUACGGUCCAGGAGAGCGCCUUCUCUACUAAUGUGCCAUCUCGCUUCUAUGGCCAACAUACCAGGUCAGAGAGCCACCGUAGCCCCCUGGGUUACAUCAUGCGCAGACAUGCCCUGAAUGAAGGAGACAGGGAAGGAUCUGACCGCGGUGGUGAGCGGGUACGGCGCCGGCUUCACGGUCGUUUCAGACACCACACGGCAGGAUCAUCCAGGGCUCAGCCAAGAGUGGAGUACGUCCACCCCCACUACCGCAGUGUGUUCCACGGCUCUCAUCGGUCUUCAAACGCCGUCCACUCCGCAAUUAACAGGGCCAUCGCUGGAGCCUUUAUCGGUACAGGAGAGUCAGCAGUGGCCAGUAACAUUGUGAACACCACCCAUCGGCUACAGUGGUGGGACUUCACCAAGUACCAACUGCCAGAAAUCAGUGAUGCCAGUGCAAAUGUGAUCGUCCCCCACUGUAAGAUCCACAACGAUGCCAGCAUCGACAUCUCCAAGGACGGCUGUAACCUAGCAACCUUCAUCCCCAGUCAUCGCGGUUUCCCUGACGACGCAGUCCUGUCCAUCAUCUCCCUGCAGAAGGACAGUCUGGGGGACAUCCUGUACGCCAAGAGCUUUGGUCCCAACGCCAUCUCCGUGAGUAUCUCUCCCCUGGGGAACUACGUGUUGGUGGGGCUGGCCUCGCGCAUGCUCCACUGGCAGCUGGUGGACAAACAGAUGGUGGCACAAGUCUUCCACCUCAGGCCGGCCACAGAGAAGGCAGCGGAGGGCACUCUGGUGCAUGUCCAGAGCGUCAUGCACCACUGUGACCCUGAGAGGCGGAGCCACGUGAGCGUGAACUCUGCCUGCUGGCUGCCGGGGACAGGCCGAGGGCUGGUGUACGGCACCAACAGGGGACAUCUACAGAUAUGUAGAUUGGGAUACGAGCCCGGCAGCCAGCAGGAGCAGCCGGAGGAACCCAGACUGGGGCCGGCUCAGAACCCCUUUCCACCCAGUGGCGGCGGCGGUGGAGGCGGGAAUGCUCGCAUCACGGCCCGCCGUGUCUCCAGCAGCGCGGCCCAGAGGGUGAAAAUGGACCCAUCCCUGACGGCCCGGUCCCUGCUGUCCGACUCCGGACCCAGCUACUACCGCCGGACUCCGAGGGCCGCCUUCAAGCCGAGCUACGACGCACUGCCACUGAGCCGGCCGAGGCGUUAUGACCUGUCCAAAUACGGGGGAGACGACUUCGACCGGUACAGCGCAGGGCGCACCCCGCCCUCCACACCGCCUCGGACCCGGCGCUUCUCGGAGACCGCCGAGGAGUUCGACAGCACGCCGGUUCGGCUGGGGAGGAGGGGCAGCUAUUCAGGCUCAACCAGCUUUAGACAAGAGGAAAAGUUUGAUGACAUCUUUGACCCGGAGAGUUUUGGAAUCCCCCGUAGACCAUGGUCCUACCGAAGGCGACACGAGGAGAAAAAGGUGUACGUGCCGAAGGGGACUCCCCCCAUGUUCACUACCGGGAUGCGGACCAUCACGGUGGGGAAGGGCGUCACCGCGCGCUUCACGUGCUCCGUGCGGGGAGACCCCGUGCCCAGGAUCAAGUGGUACCGGGACGACGAGAUCAUCACUCACGAUGGUUUCAAAUACAGGAUCUAUGAUGUAUGUGGCGUGAUGACGCUAGAGGUACGUCAUGCCAACGUUCGUGACACCGGCUACUACACCUGCAUGGCCAUCAACGACUCCGGGACCCGCACGUCGGUCGGGAGGCUCUACGUGUCCGAAAAAAUGGGUGAGCAGCUGGAGAAAGCCAUGGACGAGGAGAUCGCUGCCAGGAAAAAGGCCGUGGCCAACGCCGUGGCAUCGGCAGUUUGGGGGGAAGGAGAGGACGCCAUCGCCGCCAUCAGGAACACCCUCCACGCCGCCUCACAGGACAAGGCCGUCCCGGAGGGCCCGCUCUUCGGACCGACCCGCGAGCGGCAGGAGCUGGAGAUGGGAGACGACAGGUUCGGGGAAAGAGCAGAAGUCGGCAGAGCCGGGGAUGUCCAUCUGUACGAAAGGGAAGAAAAACAUACCAAAGGAGGCCCCGGAAGGAAAUUCAAGGGAGAGUUCUCUUCCGAUGCUUACGAGGAUUAUUCUGGUCCCGGUCGCAAAUUCAAGGAAAGACCGGAGAAAUGGGAUGUGCAAGCUCUUAAGGAAGAAUAUGCUGGCAAAGGGAGAAAUUUAAGGGCGAAAUCUCUGCCGAAUCAUACGAAGAAUUCUGGUACCGGCCGCAAGUUCAAAGAAAAGCCGGAGAAAUGGGAUGUGCAAGCCACAAAGGAAGAAUACGCCGGGCCAGGGAGAAAAUUCAAGGGCGACAUCUCUGCUGAAGCUUACGAAGAUUACUCGGGUCCGGGGAGGAAGUUCAAGGAAGACCAGCCCGCUUCAAAAUCGGUGGAACAGAAGGCCCCGGCUCCACAGAAGGCCCCGGCUCCACAGAAGGCCCCGACUCCACAGAAGGCCCCGGCUCCACAGAAGGCCCCUGCUCCACAGAAGGCCCCUGCUCCACAGAAGGCCUCGGCUCCACAGAAGGCCCCUGCUCCACAGAAGGCCCCUGCUCCACAGAAGGCCUCGGCUCCACAGAAGGCCCCGGCUCCACAGAAGGAACCUGAGGGCCCCGGCAGGAAGUUUAAGGGAGAAAUAUCUAAAGAAGCAUAUGCAGAUUAUCAAGGCCCGGGCAGGAAGUUCAAGGAAGACCAGCCCGCUUCGAAAUCGGUGGAGCCCAAAGCUCCGGCCACUCAAAAGGAAGCUGAGGGCCCCGGUAGGAAGUUUAAGGGAGAAAUAUCUAAAGAAGCAUAUGCAGAUUAUCAAGGCCCAGGCAGAAAGUUCAAGGAAGAACCCAAAGCUCCUCCGCCUCCACCUGCCCCACCAGCAGACAAGGCAACUCCCUUCGCCAAGGCCAAGAAGACCAACCCGUACCUGAAGCUGAGCCAGACCAGAGUGGAAGCUAAAGUUGGGGAGAAGGUGGAGUUCGCCUGCUUCGCCACGGGGGACCCGAUCCCGGGGGUGGAGUGGAGGAAAGGCAGCAGCAUCCUGCCGUCCACGGGCCGGUACGACCUGUACGAGGACGACGACGAAAUCGUUUACUUCGUCAUCCGCAAGGUGGUCGAAAAGGAUGCAGGAAUCUACACCUGCCACACCUCCAACACAAAGGGCACGGUUACCGGAGACGUGGAGCUCGUAGUACGUUAGGUGUACAAAAUCCUUCUCGA